GCAUGGUGACUGACAUCUGUUGCUCUGUGACUGUAUGUCCUCACUGACUUGUUAGCAUGGAUGCUUGUUAGCGGGUGAGUUUCUGGCCUGUGCUUGCGUCACAUGAACGCGCAUUCAAGUGUAACGCACAGCGCGCGUGCGCUCCUGUCCUGACAAAAGUGCUGAGAAACUCGGGUCAAUAUUUACAGACGCGGGUCAGUCAUUAACUGUGCUCGACUGCAGCUGCACACACUCACAGAGCAGCAGCGGUCACUGUGUCCACCUCACCAUGCUCAGCGUACAGAUGUGGAGACGCGCGAGGUCCCUGCUGAGCAGAGGCGCGUGGACACGAGUCCAGAGCGCCAGUACCGCAGCCAGACUGGACCUCAGCGGGAUCUUCCCGCCUAUCGCAACCCCGUUCACCGCCAGCGAGGACGUGGACUACCGCCGCCUGGAGGAGAACCUGCAGAAAUAUGCCAAGAUACCGUUUAAAGGUCUGGUGGUGCAGGGCUCCAAUGGCGAGUAUCCGUACCUGACAGAGGAGGAGCGUGUGGAGGUGGUAAAGGCGGUCAGGAGCUCGCUGCAGCCACAGAAACUACUGAUGGCUGGAUCAGGCUGUGAAUCCACUAAAGCCACACUGCAGCUCACAGAGAAGAUGGCUGCAGUCGGGGCCGAUGUCGUCCUCGUGGUGACUCCCUGUUUCUAUAAGGGCAAAAUGGACAGCCAAGCACUCAUCCAGCACUUUACCAAGGUGGCAGACAGUAGCCCAGUGCCUGUGGUGCUCUACAGUGUGCCUGCCAACACAGGACUGGAGCUGCCAGUGGAUGCUGUUGUUCAGCUCUCUCAGCACCCAAACAUCGCAGGCCUAAAGGACAGUGGAGGAGAUAUCACACGGAUCGGCCUGAUUGUUCACAAAACCAAAGGACAGGAUUUCCAGCUGUUGGCGGGCUCAGCAGGGUUUCUCAUGGCUGCAUAUUCUGUUGGUGCAGUUGGCGGAGUGUGUGCUCUGGCUAACGUCCUGGGCCAGGAGCUGUGUGAGUUGGAGCGCCUGUGUGUGUCAGGUCGCUGGGAGGAAGCCAGAGUUCUGCAGCAACGUCUCAUCGAGCCCAACGCCGCCGUAACCAGGAAGUUGGGAGUCCCUGCCCUCAAGCAGGCGAUGGAGUGGUUUGGCUUCCAUGGUGGCGCGUGUCGAUCACCUCUUCAGCCGCUCACAGAAGCUGAAACCCAGCAGCUGAGACGGGACUUCACCUCCAACGGCUGGCUGUGAGGGGACUGACCCGGUGACAUUGGACCAAGGAGGGAAAAUAAAGUCCGAAUCAUACACCAUCAAUGACCAGUUCUGAUUCUUGUCACUCAACAACACUUAAUAUGAAAUCAAAAAGUUGUCUGAUACGAAAGAAAUCGUAUAAUAUCAUAUAAAUGGUUCACCACCAGCAUCAUGUGACUAGGAUGUAAAGAAUGGAUGCACAUGUCUUCCACAAUGUGGUGAUCAUGUGUGUACUUAUUCUUAAAUAAAAGAAUAAAACAGCAAAA
Molecule: messenger RNA, 1512 nt
Organism: Solea solea (common sole)
Lineage: Eukaryota; Metazoa; Chordata; Actinopteri; Pleuronectiformes; Soleidae
Gene: hoga1
Product: 4-hydroxy-2-oxoglutarate aldolase 1
Exons: 7
Coding region: 269-1246 (325 amino acids)
Biological process (GO): N-acetylneuraminate catabolic process
Molecular function (GO): 4-hydroxy-tetrahydrodipicolinate synthase activity; N-acetylneuraminate lyase activity
Source: RefSeq, a predicted model, not a curated record